UGAAAGGUGAAAAUUCACGGUAACACCAUUAACAGUAUUUGCCACCCAAUAACUUGCCAGGGGAUUGCAUAGUGCUUCAAUCACAAGACGAAAACCAACUUCUAACUUUAACUUAAUAAAGACAUAAGAGGAUUUUUGGAAGACACCAACAUUUUCGUUGAUUUGUACAACACUAUUAAACAUGCUACGGCAUUGGGUAAACAUGUUGGUACACUGGUUCGUAUACUAUGUACGUCCACAUAUUCUGGGCUUCAUCAGUUCCAGAGAAGUGAGUCUGGCUGACACGUUCCGAUGCAAUAAUAAUAUUAAAAACCGAACCUGGAGAAUCCCCGAACUAUGUAAAUAUCUUUACGAAAAAUAUGGGAAAUUGGUGCAUCUCCAUUUAUUAGGACAACGGGUCUUAAUCGUAACCGAUUUUAAGAUUGCCUCCUCGCUGAUGACAAAUCAUGGACAUUGUUUGAGACAACGAUUUGGGAAUCAAUUUGGUCUACAAAAUCUGAAUAUGCACUUGACCGGCCUGAUAUGGAACAAUAAUGUCCAACAGUGGAAACAGAAUCGGAAUGUUUUUGAGUCGACCCUAAAAUGUGGAACGAAACAUCUUGAAGCCCUGGCUCUGUGCCAUUUGGAAACUCUUGAGAAAACAACGCUCAAGAUCGCAGAGCCAGUUACAAUGCUUGAGUUAUUAAGAAAUUUUACGCUUUCCAUGACAAUGGAGGGACUCUUUGAAAUCCCGAUGCCUAUCGAUGCACAAGACAAAUACGAUUGGCGUGAGGAGGCUAAGACAACAGUGGCCAACUAUUUUAAGGCUUGGGAGUUCUUUUUACUCAAUCCCAAUUCGCAGAGUCUAGCAGAAAAUAAUUUACACCAAAGCGCAUGCCGCAAAAUGCUUCUAUUUGCAAAGGAAAUAUUUGCUGAAUCGGAAGAAAUCGGAAGCUCUAAUUUCAUUUCCCAUCUGUCGCAUUGCAAUGACAACAAUGGAAUAUUUCAAUGUAUAGCUGAAAUGCUAUUGGCCGGCACUGACACAUCGUCCAUCACAAUGUUUUACACUUUGCUGUUCCUUGCAGAUUUCCCGGAAUGGUCCAAUAAAGCAUCCCGAAUCAUUCACUCGGAAUCGCAAGAAGCAAUAGAUAAGGAAAUCAAUCAUCUUUACUAUGAAUCCAUGCGUCUCAUACCGGUCGGUCCAGUAAUAUUGCGUCAAUGUGAACAUGACAUUGAAGAUGGAAAUGGUGUGAGUCUGAGACGAGGAGACGGAAUAAUUUUUAAUAUUUCCGGUAUGAAUCGAGCGAAUUACGAUCAACCGGAAAAAUUCAAUCCCAACCGGUACGAAACGGAAUGCUUUCCACUUUCAUUUGGAGUCGGGAAAAAAUCUUGCGUUGGCAAAACAUUUGCAGAGAGGGAGAUGAAAUUGUUCUUCACUUGGUUCCUCAAGAGGUACAUCGUAUUGGGUCAUCAAGCUGAAAUGAUUAGCUUACUCGAAACCAGGUGGGAUGUGGCCAAUGCUCCAGUGCAAGACAUAAAGCUAACAAUUUUCCCAAGGAAACUCAUUUACUUUAUUGGUGACCAUGGAACUGGCAAAUCAAGCGUAAUGGAUGCGUUCGAAGCUGCGUAUCCGAGAAUUAAAAUCAUACGUAAGGAGCAAGUACUGACAAGGCAGCGGCAGGAGAAAUGUUCAAUCCAACAAGACCAUCCUGAAAAUGGUGAUUUGCAAUCAGCAGUGUUGGAUGCUCACACUCAAAUUUUGAACACUUUCAAGUCAGAACUGGUCCUUAUUGAAAGUUCAAUUCUGGACUGCCUCAUUAAGGCAAAGGGUAAGGGUAAGACAUGCCAUUACAAUAAAAUCGAAUUGCUUCGUCCAAUGAAGAAAUGUUUGGCUGUGUAUUUUCCAAUGUUUGAGGAAAAUCAGCAUGGAAAGCAGGGAACAAACAAGGGCUAUUUCGAUAUAAUGGAACGGGCAGGCUGUAAAAGUCAUACUUUGAAAGCGAGAUCGGUAUCGGGCCGUUACGAAGAAGUAAUGAAUUUUAUCAGAAAGUGCUCGUCUUAGUGCACGGAGAUUGGCUUUUAUUAUAAGAACUUUAUU
Molecule: messenger RNA, 2077 nt
Organism: Bradysia coprophila
Lineage: Eukaryota; Metazoa; Arthropoda; Insecta; Diptera; Sciaridae
Product: aromatase-like
Molecular function (GO): iron ion binding; heme binding; monooxygenase activity
Source: RefSeq, a predicted model, not a curated record